This is a messenger RNA of Triticum turgidum subsp. durum (durum wheat), 513 nucleotides long. The record is from the annotation of a GenBank genome assembly. NCBI's taxonomy places the organism in Eukaryota, Viridiplantae, Streptophyta, Magnoliopsida, Poales, Poaceae.
AUGGGGAACAGCCUGAGGUGCUGCCUGGCGUGCGUGCUGCCGUGCGGCGCGCUGGACCUGGUCCGGAUCGUGCACCUCAGCGGCCGCGUCGACGAGUACGGCCGGGCCGUGCUCGCCGGGGAGGUCCUGGCGGCGCACCCGAACCACGUGCUCAGCAGGCCCUGCGGGUCCAGGCAGCAGGGCGGGCCGCGGAUCGUCAUCAUCGUGUCGCCCGAGGCCGAGCUGGAGCGCGGCGAGAUCUACUUCCUCCUCCCGGCCGCCUCCGUGCCCGCCGACGCCAAGAAGAAGACAAAGACCAAGCGCGAGCCGAGUCCCGGCGCCGCCGCCGAGGAGGGCCCUCGGCACCAUCGCCACCAUCGGCUCCACGUCCGCAGCAAGUCGGAAGGCAGCGCGGCCACGGCCGCCGUCGAAGGUCGCCAGCAGCAGCAGCAGCAGCACCGGAGGCGCAUGAGCACCGGCAGCCACGCCACGUCGUGGCACCCGCACCUGGCGCGCAUCGCCGAGGACCCCUGA